CAAACAUCGACACAUGACUCCACGAGUCCGUCCACUUUUGUCCAACAGACACACAAUAAGCUUUCCAGGAGCUGCAGGUGUAAACGGCCCGGACUCAUGGUCAGGUUGAAUUAAGAAUAAGAGCAAUAACUUGUUGAUCAAUCAACAUGCCAAUGGGCUCUGUGAGACUACAGAGCAUUAAAAAACUGGGCCAAGAGAACCACAGCUAUGAAGUUUCAGAAGAAGAACCAGCUGGCUCCUACAUGUCCAUGAGUAAUUCAAAGGAAAAGGAAAAAGUUCAGGGGGAUCCGGAACAACCAGCAAUAAGAGUUGGCUUCUUUCAGCUGUUCCGUUUUGCCACGUGUAAGGACGUGCUGAUGAUGGUGGUGGGCAGCAUCUGUGCGGUUCUGCACGGCUCGGCCAGCCCGCUCAUGCUGCUGGUCUUCGGCCUCCUCACCGACACCUUCAUCGACUACGACAUCGAGCUCACCGAGCUGAGCGACGACCGCAAGGAGUGCGUGAACAACACUAUCCAGUGGAAGAGGAACUACAAUGGAACCCUCAACUUGGACCAGUCAGUCCUGGACCAGAUGGUCCUGAACCAGUCUAUCCUGGGCCUCUUUGAUAAUUCAACACUUGAGAUGUUUACCCCUCUGGGCAACUUGUCCUGUGGGCUUCUUGACAUCGAACAUGAGAUGACCCUGUUUGCCUUGUAUUACGUUGGAAUCGGACUCUCCGUAUUCUUGCUGGGGUACCUUCAGAUCUCCCUGUGGGUGACGGCAGCAGCCAGGCAGAUUCAGCUCAUCAGGAAAAUGUACUUCAGCAAAGUGAUGAGGAUGGAGAUUGGCUGGUUUGACUGCACCUCGGUCGGGGAGCUCAACACCCGCAUGUCAGAUGAUAUUAACAAAAUCAACGAUGCCAUUGCGGAUCAAGUGGCCAUAUUUGUGCAGCGCUUCACCACCUUUGUUUGUGGCUUCUGCAUCGGGUUUGUUAAAGGCUGGAAGCUGACGCUCGUCAUCAUCUCAGUCAGUCCAAUGAUUGGUCUCGGAGCUGGUCUCAUGGCUGUGUUUGUGGCUAAGCUAACAGGACUGGAGCUGCAGGCCUACGCCAAAGCUGGCGCUGUAGCCGACGAAGUCCUCUCUUCCAUCAGAACUGUUGCUGCUUUUGGUGGAGAGAAGAAAGAAGUUGAUAGGUAUGACAGGAACCUAAUCUCGGCUCAGCAAUGGGGUAUCAAAAAGGGUCUGAUAAUGGGUUUCUUCACGGGGUUCCUGUGGCUGACCAUCUUCCUUUGCUAUGCUCUAGCCUUCUGGUAUGGCUCCACUCUAGUUAUAGACACCAAGGAGUACACACCUGGAACACUGCUGCAGGUGUUUCUCGGAGUUCUGGUAGCAGCCAUGAAUCUGGGUCAGGCCUCUCCAUGUCUGGAGGCUUUUGCAGCCGGCCGUGGAGCUGCUACUAUCAUAUUUGAGACCAUUGACAGGGAGCCGGAGAUCGACUGUUUAUCAGAGGCUGGAUAUAAACUUGAUAGAGUCAAAGGAGACAUUGAAUUCCACAACGUGACCUUCUUCUAUCCAUCCAGACCCGAAGUUAAAAUUCUUGAUAAACUGAGCGUCACAGUGAAGUCAGGUGAGACCACGGCCUUCGUGGGUCCGAGCGGAGCAGGGAAGAGUACCGCCAUUCAGCUCAUCCAGCGCUUCUACGAUCCCAAAGAGGGCAUGGUGACGCUGGAUGGUCAUGACAUCAGAGGCCUGAACAUCCAAUGGCUGCGCUCUCUGAUUGGCAUCGUGGAGCAGGAACCAGUGCUGUUUGCUACCACCAUUGCUGAGAACAUCCGUUAUGGUCGACCUGGCAUCUCCAUGGACGACAUCGUGACAGCCACGAAGGAGGCCAAUGCUUACAACUUCAUUAUGGACCUCCCACAGAAAUUCGAGACAAUGGUGGGGGAGGGUGGAGGUCAGAUGAGCGGAGGGCAGAAGCAGCGGAUUGCCAUCGCUCGUGCAUUGGUCAGGAGCCCUCGGAUCUUACUGCUAGACAUGGCAACCUCUGCCCUUGACAACGAGAGUGAAGCUAUAGUUCAAGAAGCUUUGGAUAAAGUACGCAUGGGUCGCACCACCAUCUCUAUCGCUCACCGUCUUUCCACCAUAAAGAACGCAGAUGUAAUUGUUGGCUUUGAGCAUGGCCGAGCCAUAGAGAGGGGCAAACACCAUGAACUGCUGGAGAGGAAGGGCAUUUAUUUCACUCUGGUCACUCUGCAGAGCCAAGGAGACAAGGCUCUGAAUGAGAAGGCCCGGCAAAUGGCUGAACAUAAAGAAGAGGAACCAGAAAAGCUAAACCUUUCCAGAGCUGGCAGCUAUCGGGCCAGUUUGAGAGCCUCAAUCCGUCAGCGGUCCCACUCUCAGAUGUCCAAUCUAGUUCCAGAGUCCUCAGUUUCCAUCGCUGGAGAUCUCAGCCCCAGGGCCUUCUCAGUGUCUCCACAGGAGAAAUAUCAAAAACAAGAAGAGGAGGAUGAACUAGUGGAACCAGCUCCCGUUGCCAGAAUCCUCAAGUACAACAUACCAGAGUGGCCCUACAUGCUUGUUGGUUCUUUUGGGGCAGCAGUUAACGGAGGAGUCAACCCAGUUUAUGCUCUGCUGUUCAGUCAGAUUCUGGCGACUUUUGCCAUCACAGAUCCUUUGACUCAGAGGACAGAGAUCAAUGGAAUCUGCCUGUUCUUCGCCAUGGUCGGCAUCGUCUCUUUGUUCACCCAGAUGAUUCAGGGUUAUGCUUUUUCCAAAUCUGGUGAGCUGCUAACUCGCAGGUUACGUCGGAUUGGGUUUCAAGCCAUGCUGGGUCAGGAGAUCGGCUGGUUUGAUGACCAUAGGAACAGCCCUGGGGCUCUGACCACACGCCUGGCCACGGACGCCUCACAGGUUCAAGGCGCUACAGGAUCUCAGAUUGGCAUGAUCGUCAACUCUCUGACCAACAUCGGCGUGGCGGUCAUCAUGUCCUUCUACUUCAGCUGGAAGUUGACGCUGCUCAUCCUCUGCUUCCUGCCCUUCAUCGCUCUGUCAGGAGGCUUUCAGGCCAAGAUGCUCACAGGCUUCGCCAAGCAGGACAAACAGGCCAUGGAGGCUGCUGGACAGAUUUCUGGUGAGGCCCUGAACAACAUUCGGACCAUUGCAGGUCUGGGGAAGGAGAAGAAGUUUGUGGAGACAUAUGAGGCCCAUUUGGAUGCUCCGUACGAAUCGGCCCUGAAAAAGGCAAACGUAUAUGGAGCUUGUUACGGUUUCGCCCAAUGUGUGGUCCUCUUGACCAACGGUGCUUCCUUCAGGUUUGGAGGAUACUUGGUGGAACAAGAAGGGCUCCAUUUCAGCCUGGUGUUCAGGGUGAUCUCAGCUAUCGUUACCAGUGGCACAGCUCUUGGCAGAGCCUCUUCUUACACUCCAGAUUACGCCAAGGCUAAGAUAUCUGCAGCCCGAUUCUUCCAGCUGCUCGACCGUGUGCCGUUAAUCAACGUCUACAGUGACAAGGGCCAAAAAUGGAAUAACUUCCAAGGCAACAUCGAGUUCAUCGACUGCAAGUUCACCUACCCCACCAGGCCCGACAUCCAGGUCCUGAACGGCCUGAAUGUUUCAGUGAAGCCUGGCCAGACGCUGGCCUUUGUAGGCAGCAGUGGCUGUGGGAAGAGCACCAGCGUUCAGCUGCUGGARAGGUUCUACGACCCGGAUCAUGGCAGAGUGCUGAUUGAUGGCCACGAGUCGACUCGCGUCAACGUCCCCUACCUUCGCUCCAAGAUCGGCAUUGUCUCCCAGGAGCCCGUGUUGUUCGACUGCAGCAUCGCUGAGAACAUCAAGUACGGCGACAACUCACGGGAAAUCAGCAUGAACGAGGUCAUCUCUGCCGCCAAGAAGGCCCAGCUUCACGACUUCGUCAUGUCGCUCCCCGAGAAAUACGACACCAACGUUGGCUCCCAGGGUUCUCAGCUGUCCCGUGGUCAGAAGCAGCGCAUCGCCAUCGCCAGAGCCAUCAUCCGUGACCCCAAGAUCCUGCUCCUCGACGAGGCCACCUCCGCCCUGGACACCGAGAGCGAGAAGACAGUGCAAGCAGCUCUGGACAAAGCCAGAGAGGGUCGGACAUGCAUUGUCAUCGCCCAUCGCCUCUCGACCAUCCAGAACUCUGACAUCAUCGCUGUCAUGUCGCGGGGCUUCGUGAUCGAGAAGGGAACGCACGAGCAGCUCAUGGCUCUGAAGGGCGCGUACUACAAGCUGGUGACAACAGGAGCACCAAUCAGCUAACAGCUGGCAAACACCGGCUCUGUUUGGUGAUCAGGACUGAAAACACGACAGUCACAUUAAAGUCACUGAAAAAAUUAAAGAAACCCUUUUUUAAACCACAGUAUUCAUUUGAUCAUGAUACUGUAACAAAAAGCAGGUUUUCAGGAUUGGAAAGCUGUAGGUCAGUGGUGGAAACAGUUAACCUAAGUAUUAGCUUUAAAUGAAUUAUCACCUGCUAACUAAAAAUAUGGCUUUGCUAAUGCUAAACAUGUUAAAAAAUUAAUAAUUAGCAGAAGCUAAACCGGUAAGACGACAACUGGGCUCCACAUCAAACAUGGCUGUAGUUCAGAAAUAACAGUCAGCUCCUUCGUUAGGUCGUGGUUCAGAGUUUACUGCCUCAGUAACUUGAAUUUUUUUCCUUAGAACUAAUAAUUGUUCAAAGAAACUCACAAAAUUGCUAACGCUCUGCAGUUUUCAUGGCUUUCAUUGUGGYGAGUUUUAACACUAAAAUAUUAAUAGAAAAGAGCUGUGACUCGUCUGCUGUCGUCGUUAUCCUCAUUACAUACUUUCAUUGUACUGCACAGAUAAUUCAUCAUCUUCAAUAAGUAUCACCAAUUGGGGCGGCUGUGGCAGAGUGGUUAGKGGGGUUGCUCCUCUAAUGCGAGAGUUGGGAGUUCGAUUCCCCACUAUUCUGUCACACGUUAAAGUGUCCCUAGACAAGACACUGAACUCCCACUGCCUCUGAUGUGUGUCCCAUCAGUGUAUGAAUGUGAUUUAAAGCACUGAUUAGUCUCUAUAGAUUGAUUUG
Austrofundulus limnaeus is the source of this 5040-nucleotide messenger RNA. It is a transcript of the gene abcb11b, whose product is annotated as ATP-binding cassette, sub-family B (MDR/TAP), member 11b. The coding region runs from base 147 to 4253 and encodes 1368 amino acids. The transcript has 29 exons. Gene Ontology annotation, biological process: oligopeptide export from mitochondrion. The record is from RefSeq and is a predicted model, not a curated record. Gene Ontology annotation, molecular function: ABC-type oligopeptide transporter activity; ATP binding; ATP hydrolysis activity. NCBI's taxonomy places the organism in Eukaryota, Metazoa, Chordata, Actinopteri, Cyprinodontiformes, Rivulidae. Gene Ontology annotation, cellular component: mitochondrial inner membrane.